AUGUUUCCGCACUCUGGAGGGGCUUCGAUGGACGAGCUUCUAGGCCUCGUCCAAUUGCUCUCAUCACAACAGCAGCAGCCGCAGCAUCAGCAGCAGCAGCAACAGCAGCAGCAGCAGCAGCAGCAGCAGCAGCAGCAGCAGCAGCAGCAGCAGCAGCAGCAGCAGCAGCAGCAGCAGCAGCAAGCGCCGCUGUCCAUGGAGGGUGCGGUUGUUCAGCAGGACCCGGGCACCGCGGCUCUCCUCUCGUCGCACCUCUCUUCUAACUCCGACAGUGCUGCCGCCGCCGCUGGCGCUGCGUCGUCCAGCUUCGCGGGCGCGGCGGGCUGGGCGCCGCUGUCCCGCGCGGGGGUGUUGCCAGAAUCACAUCCCGCCGCCGACACAGCAGGCCCGCUGCGCACGGCGAGCGGCACAUGGCUGGGCGGCAGCAGUCGAUUGGCGGACCUGCUCGGGCAGUGGACGGCGGGGCGUGUGUGGAGCCCCGCGCCCGUCGUUGCGCAGAGUUGCGGUGCAGCAGGUCCCGCCGGCGCGGAGAGCUUGUUGGGCGGGCAGGUGUGCGGCGAAGUGCGGAGAGGGGCGGACUUGAAUGGGAAGGACGUGCUUGGCGCUUUAGGGGGCGCAGACGAGGGGGGCUUAGAGGUGGCGGGCGGCAACUCGAGGGAAGCGGAGCCGGUCGAGCGCGCGAUGUGGGGGGGUUACGCCUGCAACGGAGUGAGAGGGCGGCCCCGGUCAUCCAGCAGUCCUGGCGUUGCGUCUGUCACGGGGAAGGACGGGGUAGGGGAGUGUGAGCGCGGGCUUGACGGAGGUGCGCAGAGGGAGAAAAUUCCAGCAGCGGCGGGCGUGGUGGGCGCCAGCAGCUGUGUGAAUAGCAGUCAUGGCGCAGCGCGCGCGGGGAUGGUCGGGCUGGGGGACAGUGCACGCGCGUGUCAGGGGCGCAUUGGUGGCGCGAGCUUGGGGGAGGCACGGGGUGGCAUGGAGUGCUUCGCCGCCUGCCAACGACUCGUCGCCUCCACGCCACUCACUCCCUUGACGGCUCAGCAUAAACAGCAGCCGCAGCAGCAGCAGCAGCAGCAGCAGCAGCAGCAGCAGCAGCAGCAGCAGAAUCAGGCAAUUCCAAUGCAUCGGGCAGCAGGGGGUGCAGCAAUGCAGGCGUCAGGGUCUUACGGGGCAGCAGGGCUAAUGGCGAUGGCAGAGAGGCGCCCUUGGGCGAGUGAGCAACUGAAUGGUGGGCCGGGCAUGCAGACAGGAGGCACAGAGGGCCAGGCGGGAUGGAAGGGUGGGCAAGGGGUGCAGGGCGUCGCUGCUAUGGCGAGUGCAGAGGCAGGGCGGGAGGCGAGGGUGGCAGCAGGAGGCGGGGGCAGUCAGAGCCAGGGCUCAGGCUUUGCGUUUGCUGUGGGCGGGGUGGGCAGUGACGUGCAGGCCAGCCCCAGCGGGCUGCGUGCGCACACUCCGUGGGGCGCGGGGCUCACUGCCAAGCCUGCAAGCGGCAGCCGUGGCCACGCGCAGAGGGACGCUCAGGGGCAGGCGCAGGCGGAGGGUGUGGCGGGUCAGCAUGGGUGGGCCGCCAAGGCGGAACAGCAGGCGCUGGACGUGGGCGGUGGGGGAGAAGGGCGCGUGGCGAUGGCGGGAGGUGGCGGGGCGGGUGUGCGCGUGGCGGAUGGCACGGCGUCGCCCACUCUGAGCACGGCGUCCUCAUGGCCCUCUGAGCACGACCUCACCGUGCCCGCCCAUGCGGCCCCCCGCCCCCGCUCUCACUGCAACCCUGCCUCCACCCUUGCUGCUGCUGCUGCUGCUGCUGCUGGGGCGGCGGGCAUGGGGCAGGAAGGGGACAUGCGUGUGUACACAGCGCAGGGGACGAGUGGGGGGCGAGGAGAGAAGGGCGAUGGUAAGGAUGUGCGUGGGAGGACAGGGGUGCAGUCAGGAGAAGAGGGGCCCGCAGGGCAGCAGCACGGCGACGGUGUGAGGGGUGGGAACAGCAGGCAGCAGCAGGGCGUGGCAGAGGACGCAGGCUGCAUGGCCCAGCUCCCUCCUUCCCCUCGCCCGGCUGCCUCGUCUGGCCUCGAUUCACCACACACGCCACAGCAGCAGCAGCAGCAGCAGCAGCACAGCCAUUCGUGCAGUCCAUCCCCACAGCCCGACUCCCAGGCCGCAGCACAGCGUGAGGGGCAAGGCAGGGUGGCACGGGCAGGGAUCGGGGAACAGUGUGCUGGUGGCAGCGGUAGUGACAGCGGCGGCAGCAGUGGUGGUGAGGGCAGUGGCAGUGAUGGCUGCGGUGCAUCCCCUGUGCGCCCACCCAUGUCUCCCAGGGAUCUCACCCCCUCGCCCACUUCCACCCUACCCACUCUUCCCUCCCAAGCUGCACCCACCUCCCCCGCUGCCCCUGCUGCUGUGGGUGGCAGUGCGGUGCGCGGUGGUGGUGGUGGCAGCAUGGGCGGCGAGUGGGAGUAUGGGGUUGCAGCGCUGGAGCGGCAGGAGAGCACAGCGGGCACGGACGGUGCAAGGGAAGGGGGGGGGGGCACGGGAGCAGUCAAGGGAGGCGCAUGGGGCUCCGGGGAAGGGCUGGGUGGUCAUGGGGUGGGCGCAGCAGGGGCGGCAGGGGAGACAGCAUGGUCAGCACAAGUAGGUGCAGGGUGGCAGGGCGUGGUGGCGGGGGUGGGUGCAGUGCAGGGACGUGGCAACACUGAGGGCUCCACUCCAAACCCACUCGCCGCAUCUUCCACGCCUGCUGCUGGGCCGCCAAGGGCUCGUGGGGGCGAUGUUGCAGGGCGCAUGGCCAAUGGAGAUGCACGGGGAGCAGCGUAUGGUGGGGGCAGUGCAGGCGGCGAGAGUGGUAGGGGAGGGGUGGGGGUUCGACGGCGCGCAUCAGAGAUGUCGGUGGACACAGGGGGCACCAGAGGCUCCAAGGGGGGCAACGCCAGUGAUGCCAGCAAGCGCAUCAAGAGGCCGAGAGCAGCAACGGAGGAUGCGGUGAUCCUGACAUCGCUGGACGACGGGUGGCACUGGCGCAAGUACGGGGAGAAGCCCAUCGUUGAUAACUACUUCCCACGGUCAGCCAUGCCACACAGGGCACUUGCCACCAUGCAUGCCCCACCACAUUCUCUGCUGCACCAACUCCCCUCAUUCCUUCCCAUGCUAUCGUACUCCUCCCCGGUCGUUACCGCCCCAAUCUCUUCCGCCCCUCACAUUCUCGCCUCCCAAUGCCCCCACCGCGGCAUGUGUGUGUGUGGUCCUGGCAGCGAGUACUACAAGUGCUCGCUCAAGCGAGGGCUGCGCUGCCCGGCGCUGAGGCAGGUGGAGCGGUGCAACGACGACCCGAGCAAGUUCCGUGUCUUCUACAACGGCGCACACAACCACGACCGCCCCCUCUCACGCCACCGCCCCGCACCCUCCUCCUCGGGCCUCAUGAGCACCAGCAGCGGCGGGCCUUCCCCAUCCGACCCCUCUGCACCUGCGCGCCCUUGGCAGCCCAGCCGCGGGGGCAAGGGUGCCCUUCGCGCUGCUGCUGCUGCUGUUGCUGGUGGUGGUGGUGGUGGUGGCAUGGGGCAUGGCAAUGGACGCGGUGAUGGUGCUGGCGUCACUGGUGGCAGCAGCUUGGCAGCAGCGGGUGCAGGGAGGCGAGACCCAGGAUCAUAUGGAGAAGGCAGGCACGUGGGGGAGGAGAGCGACAAGCAAGGGGCGGGGUUGGGAGCAGCAAGAGAGGGUGAGGGUGCAUUAACGGCAGCAGCAGCAGCACAACCCAAGCACGCGGAUGAGCGAGAUGAUUCUCAUCACAACGGAGACCGUGGACCCAUGGCGAAUACGCGCAGCAAUGGCAAUGGCCAGGGUGAGGGCGAUGAGGAUGAGGAUGCUGGUGAGUUUGGUGGGUUCGGCAUCAUCAUUCCCAGCACCACAGACGCAUCGGAGCAUGGUGGCAUGGCGGUGUUGGCGUGCACGGAUGCGAGUGCACGCGCCUUGGAGCGCAGCUGCUCCAUGCAGGGCGAGACCGCCACUCCCCGCCACUCCUCCCUGCCCUCGCCCUGCUCCCCUGCUGCCGCCACCAAACACCCGUUCACGCCAGCGGCUUCCCUCUUCAGCCCUGCUGCAUCCGCCGCCGCCCCUCCUACCACCUGGCCUCGCUAUGCCGCAGCAGCAGCAGCAGCAGCAGCAGCAGCAGCAGCAGGUACUGGCAGUGGAGAGGACGGUGCAGGCACCCCCAGCAGCGUGCCAGCAGCGGGCAGUCACUUUGGCGCUCUCACCUCGCCCAUCUCACCCCUCGCUUCCGUCGCCUCUCGCUCUGCCCCGCGUGCCGCCUGGCCGCCCAGCACCUCCCUGUGGCCGCACACCGCUGCUGCUGCCACUCACACUUGUGCCGGCGCCACCGCCCUGCCAGCAGUGGCAGGGGGCGGGGACAGUGGCUUCGUUGGAAACGGGCGAGGGGGGGAAGAGGGGGUUUGUGCAGGGGAGUUACGGGAUGAAGGAGCAGGGGAGGAGGGGUUGGGAGGCGAGAGAGAGUUGGGGGAGGUAGAUGGAGGUGGGGGGGAGCAUGGUGGAGAAGGGGGAGGUAGGGGCGAGGGCGAGCAUCGAGGCAGGGGCGAGCAGAGCAUGGGCAAUGUGGGGGAGUCAGCGGGCGUGCCUUCCCUGACACUGCCGGCGCAAGCAGCAGUGGAUGCGCAAGAAUUCAAGUGGCAUGAGGAGGCCAGCGAGCAGCACGGCCAGCAGGGCGCGUCCAGGAUAAUGUGGGGCCCCUUUGCUGCCACACUCGCAGGAGUGCACUCACCCAAGGCAGCAGCGCGGCCGAACGACUCACACGAGAUGAACCACGCGCCCCCCUUCUCCUCCCCGCCUGCCUGCCCGCCUGCUCCCUCUCCGCCAGCAGCGGCCCAACCCCCCACACAGGACCCCGUGCUGCUGCAGCUGCAGGCGCUGCCAGUGCCCAACAGGGCAGAGGCGCAGCGAGGGGGAGGGGAGCCGAGGUACAAGGCGGUGCACAUGGAGAUGGACCUCGACCUGCCCCUCCCUCCACCUGUGCCCGCACUCACUGCCUCCCCCGCACCUGCACCUCACCCAGCGCCCGCCUCCACCCAGCGCACAGCCCUGUCGUCCUCAGACGCCCCUGCUCGUGACACCUGCCAGUCGGGGGCGGGUGCGGGGGCAGCAGAGGGGUCGGGCAUGGGCAGCGGCAUCGGGGAGGCGGAGCCCCCGGAGAUAUUUGUGCCAGUGAGGCGGCCGCUGGACAUGAUGCGACACACGGACGACGAGGCGCUGUCGCCGCCCACCAUCUCGCCCACCCUCAUGGGCCUGCUGCGUGCCUUCAACUCCCCGCGCGGGGCCUCCUGGUAG
Closterium sp. Naga37s-1 is the source of this 5316-nucleotide messenger RNA. NCBI's taxonomy places the organism in Eukaryota, Viridiplantae, Streptophyta, Zygnematophyceae, Desmidiales, Closteriaceae. The record is from the annotation of a GenBank genome assembly.